Messenger RNA from Caenorhabditis remanei, 798 nucleotides. RefSeq lists its product as uncharacterized. NCBI's taxonomy places the organism in Eukaryota, Metazoa, Nematoda, Chromadorea, Rhabditida, Rhabditidae. The transcript has a single exon. The record is from RefSeq and is a predicted model, not a curated record. The coding region runs from base 1 to 798 and encodes 265 amino acids.
AUGCAUCUCUACUUUUAUUAUGAGGGCAAUGAUCAGAAUGCGGCACAACCCGUAGAUGAUCUAAAUAGGCUAUCACCGGUAGAUAUAACUCUCCCAGUUGUUGCGUUUCUUCUAUUGAAUUACAUACCAAUUCAUUCAUCCACUCCAUUCAACUUCAUCGAUUGGAUGAAUCACAUUCGGACUAUAUUCUGCUUUGCCAAACCACCGAAUGUUUGUUUUCAUCAUGAAUGUGAGAGAUUUGAUGCUCAAUAUUUAAAAGAAGCAAUUGGAAAUGUCGAUGUUCUUCGUGUGGAUAGCGAAGUAACUCUUAUUUAUAGCAAGAAAGUUUUGAAAUAUUUCAAUACACCCAACGAAUUAUUUCUGGAAAGGAAUCCACUUGAAGAAGUCUCAGAAACUCGAAAGCUCUUUAUUCAAAACUUCAAAAUGUUCGAAUUUGAUGAUGUAUACUCGUUGGAUGAUCUGUUAAUGGUCAACAGUGAAAAAAUCAGAUUCCGUCAUCCAAUACCUCAGAAAAAAUUUAACCGAUUCGUCAAGCUUUGGAUCAAUGGAUCUAAUCAACGACAACAAUACAUGCUUUUAGCAAUCAACAAAAACGAUUUUGCCAGUGGAGAAGUGUAUUUGUCUGGGGUCCGACGCAUAGAAAUGAGUGAAGAGGCGAAACAAGAAAUCCGUGAAAAACACAGACUCAUGAAAUCUGUCGAUAUGAUUAAGAUCAAAAGAAAGGAUGGAACAAUUGCAGUGAUUGGGACCAAAAAUUCAGGAAAUACUCUCUAUGUCCACUUCAUUGUGCAACACUAA